AUGGACCGUUGUGAGCAACAUGUACAAGCGAUUCCACUGCAGCGCCUUAACACACGUGAAGAAAACCAGAGGCAACGACAGCUGCGACAUGUCUUUGAUAAGUACGAUACGGAUUCCGAUGGGUUUCUGAACAUAACCGAGAUGAAGCGCCUUAUAAACGAAAGAAAGUGCCCCGAUAUGCCAAAGGAUUUGGCGAAUCAUCUGCUAAAAGUGUCCGAUACAAACAAUGAUGGGCGUCUGGAUUUCGCCGAGUUUUACAAGCUCAGUAUAGAGCAUCCGUUCUUUUUUGGCGAAAUGUACCUCAAGUAUUGUAAAGCGGUAGUCCCCAGACGAAACGUGGAUGUAGCUGGGGACGUAUUAGAUGGCGAAUACGAAUCAAGCAUGAAACUAUGGCCUCCGCCGUUAAUGAUGAUCAUUUUUUCCAUAUUGGAGGUAAUCUUCUUCGUCAUCGAUAUUGUAAAAACGCAAGAUCAUAAUGGCACUAGUACUAAUGGGCCGAUGGCGACCUUGUUUAUCUACAAUCCACACCUCAGACACGAGGCGUGGCGUUUCUUAACGUACAUGUUUGUACAUAUCGGAUUCAUGCAUCUCGUAAUGAACUUGCUGGUGCAAAUCUUGCUGGGCAUUGCGCUAGAAUUGGUACACUGUUGGUGGCGUGUGGCACUGGUAUAUCUUGCAGGGGUCAUUGCCGGUUCCAUGGGUACCUCUUUAUUCACACCACGUGUGUUUCUCGCUGGUGCUUCCGGUGGCGUUUACGCGCUUAUCACAGCUCACAUUUCAACGAUUAUUAUGAACUGGAAACAAAUGGAAUAUGCCAUCAUUCAGCUAUUUGUAUUUUUGGUGUUUUGCGUUACCGAUUUGGGAGUCUCCAUAUACAACAGUAUUAACGAUCCAUUCGAUAAGGUGGGCUACAUUGCACACGCCAGUGGUGCCGUAGCGGGUUUUCUUGUUGGAAUAGGAGUACUACGCAAUCUUAAAGUUGAAUCCUGGGAGCGUAAGCUGUGGUGGUGUGCAGUAACGGUUUACUUCCUACUGAUGAUUGUCGGCAUCAUGUACCAUUUUUUGGAUCCUUCCCAUUUUUACUAG
This is a messenger RNA of Anopheles marshallii, 1086 nucleotides long. It is a transcript of the gene rho-4, whose product is annotated as rhomboid-related protein 2. Gene Ontology annotation, cellular component: membrane. Lineage: Eukaryota; Metazoa; Arthropoda; Insecta; Diptera; Culicidae. Bases 1 to 1086 code for a protein of 361 amino acids. The record is from RefSeq and is a predicted model, not a curated record. The transcript is spliced from 6 exons. Gene Ontology annotation, molecular function: serine-type endopeptidase activity; calcium ion binding.